Messenger RNA from Vollenhovia emeryi, 4042 nucleotides. RefSeq names its product vesicular glutamate transporter 1 (gene VGlut). Gene Ontology annotation, cellular component: synaptic vesicle membrane; excitatory synapse. Gene Ontology annotation, biological process: neurotransmitter loading into synaptic vesicle; monoatomic anion transport; transmembrane transport. NCBI's taxonomy places the organism in Eukaryota, Metazoa, Arthropoda, Insecta, Hymenoptera, Formicidae. The transcript has 9 exons. The coding region runs from base 167 to 2083 and encodes 638 amino acids. Gene Ontology annotation, molecular function: L-glutamate transmembrane transporter activity; neurotransmitter transmembrane transporter activity. The record is from RefSeq and is a predicted model, not a curated record.
GACGACGACGACGACGUCAGGCGACGUCGACGACGUUCUCCGUCGCGUACCCCGCGCUACCGUUACCCACUCCGCUCGUAACUGUAUCUGGACUUAAUUAUUGGGGCUGCCAAAUAACACCACGGGCGAUUGUAUAAAAUCAUAAAGCAACCCCAAUAAUUGGAAAAUGUCCGGAUUCGCAGCGGCGGGUCUCGUAGCUUUCGACUCCUUCAAGACGAAAGCAUCACAGAAAUUAUCCGGAUUCAAAAAAACUACCACCGGUUACGAGGAGUUCGAAGCUUCGUGCGAGGGUAGCAAAGACAAUAAGGCAUUCGAGGAUGAAAGGGGUUACAGCACGCAGCCUUCGUUCGAGUCGCUUCCGGAGCCGGAGAGACCACCAUUGCGGCAUAUCGAUACUUAUUGCAUGCCAGAAUGUCCAUGUCUUUCAAAGAGGUACACCAUCGCAACGUUAGCUUGCAUGGGAUUCAUUAUUUCGUUUGGUAUGAGAUGUAACAUGGGCAUGGCCAAGCUUGUCAUGAAAAACAGCACGGAAGGCGAGAAUCACACUGUCAAGUUUAACUGGACGGUCGGUAUGGAAAGCGCCCUUGAUUCGUCAUUCUUCUGGGGUUACCUGUUAACGCAAGUGCCCGGUGGUUUUCUCGCGUCGUUAUACCCUGCUAACAGAAUAUUCGGCAUGGCCAUCGCAAUAUCUGCCUUUUUGAAUUUGUUAGUACCUGGUGCAUUGAAGAUCGACCCUAUCAUUGAUAUGUGUGUCCAAGUACUGAAAGGACUGGUUGAGGGCGUCACGUAUCCAGCAUGUCAUGGUAUUUGGAAAUAUUGGGCACCUCCUCUAGAGAGAUCGCGUUUGGCCACAUUAGCGUUUUGUGGAUCUUAUGCCGCAAUGGUGAUAGGUAUGCCGCUUUCUGGAUACCUGAGUUCCUGGUUUGGCUGGACAGCAUCGUUUUACUUCUACGGUGUCUGUGGUUUAAUUUGGUAUGGUUUCUGGUUGUGGUUGGCCUUUGAAAAACCAUCCAAACACCCCUGUAUCUCGGCUCGCGAGUUACGUUACAUCGAAGAUUCGCUCGGACAAGGGCAAACGCAAGCACCCGUGCCCACGCUGUCGACAACUCCUUGGCGCAAGUUUCUCACCUCAAUGCCCGUAUACGCCAUCAUUGUCGCUAACUUCUGUAGAUCGUGGAACUUUUAUCUUCUGGUACUCUUCCAACCACGUUUCAUGCACGAGUCUUUUGGUAUGCCGCUUGUCGAGACCGGAGUUAUUGGGUCGCUUCCACACCUGUUGAUGACGAUGAUUGUUCCUUGCGGCGGAUUGUUGGCGGAUCAUCUCCGUAAACGUGGCAUCAUGACGACAACAAAUGUCAGGAAGGUUUUCAACUGUGGUGGUUUCGGUAUGGAAGCGCUUUUUUUCCUAGUGGUGGCCCAUGCGACAACAUCUAAGAAUGGAACCGCGGCUACGGUCGCUCUCGCGAUCGGCGUCGCGUGCAGUGGUUUCGCCAUCUCUGGUUUCAACGUCAAUCACCUGGACAUCGCACCAAGAUACGCUAGUAUUUUAAUGGGCAUGUCUAAUGGGAUUGGUACCAUCGCUGGUCUGUUGGUUCCUUUCUUCGUGGACAAUAUCACUGAAAAGAAGGACCCACAUAGCUGGCGAAACGUUUUCAUCAUAGCUGCAUGUGUACACAUUUUCGGAGUGGCGUUCUACGGCAUUUUCUGCUCCGGCGAGUUGCAACCUUGGGCCGAUCCCACCUUGGAAGAACAAAAGAGUUGGAAUCCCAUGGAUGAAUUCGGCCAGACAAAACCUCCCGUUCCACCUCCGCCGAGAACGAUGCAAUCCGAAUUCAUAAAACAACCGUCCCGAGACGGAACCGACGACUGGAAUACUUACGAGCAGCCACCAGCUGAAAAUCACCUGUACGCCCGACAGGACAGUAAGGGUCCCGUGAUAAACUACGGCUCGACAGAGACCAACAGUAACAAUCCAUUUCACUCAACAAAUCCAUUCGCCACCGACGUUAACGCGUCUUUCGUACAACCACCGGCAACGGACGACUACACGCACGACGUCGUGCACAAUCAGCAGUGGAACUGAGAAUGGUCGAUCACCGGGUAGAAUAAUUGGAUACGAGAAAAGCAGACUGCUUUCCCGAGGUUGUAGAUCAUUCGUAUUAUUAGCUGUCAAUCCUAUGCUGGUUCUUCAGACAUGCCACAUCUUCAUUAACAAAGCUCGCGGUACUGAGACUAGUAAAGAUCAAAUUUGAUAGUGCGCAAAUAAUGUUAUUUCUCCUAAAAGAAUUAAGUCGUAAGAAUCAUUCUUUUUUUUCUUGAAACAAAAUUAAUUUUAAAGAAAAUAUUGGCAAUUUAAUUAAAUUUUAAAUAAUAUUAAAUUGAUCUUUAAAUUUCAUUUUUUAAUUUCAAGUCAUACGAUAUCUUCUUGUUAAGAUAUCUUCUCAUUUCAAUUAAAUUGAGCAAUCAAAAUAAAAAUAAUCUUGUUAUAAUAUAAAAUUACGAUAUUUCGAAAAAAUUUUAAGGUAAAAUUGUUCAUCACUUGAUUUUAAUGGUGGCAUGUGUGAAAGCCAUAUGUAAAUAAGAUUUCAAGAACGUGUUUUGGAUUUUACGAAUCAAGAUACAGAUGAUGAAAUGUUGAAAGUAUAUUUCUAAAUUUCAUAUGCAAAAUCCUCGACAAAUAUCGAAAGAGAGGAAAGAAGAUAUAAUUUUUUUGUUGAGCGUAAUACCUAAGAGUGCAGAGAAUGGCGCUGUGAAUAGUCACGCGAAUAACUUGAAAUAAUACAAGCAGGGUUUCGCUAUGCUGUUAAAUUAGCGACAGAUAAACUGCUAGUUAUUUACCUUAUCAAAAAUACGCAUUCACGAUACAGCGGUAUGUGAUAAACGAUAGAAAGUGAAAGUACACAUGCACUCCGUUCAUAUAAAAAAAAAACAUUAAUAAAUCACUCGCUGCAAACGUGCCUAAAAUGGAUCUAAAGAUUGUUUUUCUGGUUUAAAAAAUUUAACCGGGAAAACGUUCUAUCUUCACUUUUCGUUUGUCUUCGUAUACUUUUAUUCUUAAAAGUAAAACAGAGACAGCUAAUUGAACAGAGACGCUUAAAAAUGUAUUUUAUGUAAUAUGUAAUUAGUAACGCUUGAAUUUUCUGAAUAUCUUUUAAACAUUUAGAGACUGAAGCGUAUUAUUAAGUCACAGUUUGCACAUUGCAACGCGAUAAUCGACUAUUUUAACUCUAUUUGGGAUAGUAAAAGAAGAAUACUCCCUUAAUUUAUAAAAAGCGUGAAUAACUCUAAGAAAUUCUUCAACUUUAUAAAAUUGCGAAAUGUUCUUAUUAGGAUAUAUCAUAUCUACAUGCAAUAUUGGCAAUAUUGAUUUCUUGUAUAAAAAUAGUAUUACAAGAUGCCACUUAUCAGCGACGCGAUCCAAAUAUGUCUUACAAUUAGAUGACAAUAAUUCAAACCUUCGCGAGACAAUAAUUCUCUUCGUGGACAAUAAUUAAAGGCGAGGUUUGAGAACAUGGUAAUCGUCAGAGAUCUUGGUGCGCGCGACAUAGCUCAAUCGCUGAAACUUUUAGGUAUUUCCAAUUCUCUGCGCGUGACGUGUUUAGUUAUUUACGCGAAAUAAUAGAAACAUAGCAAUAAAGGAGGAAAGUUACGCGAAUCAAUAUAAUGAAUGACGUAAAUCGCUUGUCGAAAGUGAAGUCACACACAAAGAUACGCGACAUCUUUACGCACACGCAGUUACAGUACAAUUCGAUCCACGAUUACGACGAUCCAUACGACGUAGAUAUUCGGGAAAUACACCCAUUAGACACACGUAUCUAAUUUCGAAAAUUCUCUAAGUAUUUCUUAACUUUCUGGUAUGGUAUAAUAUAAUUUUCAAAUUGGAUAAAACUGAGAAAAAGAGAGUUACAAGAUGAAAUCUGGCAACAUUAACGAAAAUUUAGAAAUUUUGACAAGUUAUCUCGACAUCGAAGUAAUAUACCUAUAAACAUUGCCAAAAUAUUUAUGUUAUACGUAUACAUAGAUGUCAUGUAAAGUGAAUGAA